AUGGCGGAAAUCAAGCAACUAAAAGCUAGGAAAGUUGGGGGAAGACUAGAAGAGGUGAUGAGAGAAGCAAGCACCACACCACUGACCCCACGUUUGGCUAAAGCUUUGAUUCCUCAGAAGUGCCCUGUUCCAACAUUCGAAUGUUACGACGAGUCCAGCGAUCUUGCAGCGCACCUUCGUUAUUACAAUCGUAUCUUAGCACGAUGGGAGCAGGACGAUACAGUCCUCUGUAGGUAUUUUUCUUCAGGUCUAAAGGGAUCAACACUAUCUUGGUUCGAUAACCUGCCUCCCAACUCCAUCAAUUCCUACGUCCAGCUCACGGAGAAGUUCUUAGAAACUUAUAUGUACAACAAGGCAGUCAACGUAAGAAUAGAUAAGCUCUUCUUGCUGGCAACCGCUUACAAAGAGACAAUCAGGGAGUAUACCGACAGAUGGCACAUAAUUUGUCAAGCCAUAGGAAAUGUAGAUCCAGUGGUCAACAUCAACUGUUACAAGUGGGUACUGGAUAAGAUGAGCCCGUUAUUUGUGGAGAUCCAUGGAAGUGUCCCUAAGACAGAAGGAGACCUUCGAGUAAUCAUUGAAAAGCACGCAAGGCUAGAAGAGAUCCAGCGGGAAAAUCCUAGGGCCCAAGCUCAAAGAUCUCAUCGAACUAACUUUGUAGAACAAGCCAGCGGAUCAAAGAGGGGCGGUUCAGCUGAACGUCCUAUUGAUGAUAAAAGAGGACGAAGGGAUGACCGUCGGUGUGACGAUCGGAAAAUCGAAGAUCAAGUCUUCACGAAGCUGAACAUAAACUACACCCGCAUUUUGAGGGAGAUCAAAGGCAGAGAAAACCUUGAGUGA
Papaver somniferum (opium poppy) is the source of this 840-nucleotide messenger RNA. RefSeq lists its product as uncharacterized. The record is from RefSeq and is a predicted model, not a curated record. Lineage: Eukaryota; Viridiplantae; Streptophyta; Magnoliopsida; Ranunculales; Papaveraceae. Bases 1 to 840 code for a protein of 279 amino acids. The transcript has a single exon.